Messenger RNA from Endocarpon pusillum Z07020, 1272 nucleotides. RefSeq lists its product as uncharacterized. The coding region runs from base 1 to 1272 and encodes 423 amino acids. The transcript has 4 exons. Lineage: Eukaryota; Fungi; Ascomycota; Eurotiomycetes; Verrucariales; Verrucariaceae. Gene Ontology annotation, biological process: transmembrane transport. The record is from RefSeq and is a predicted model, not a curated record. Gene Ontology annotation, molecular function: transmembrane transporter activity.
AUGGCGAGGAGAAUGCAGACGUUAGAGCAUCGUCUGCAGGAUAAUUCAAAUGAGCCUGAUGGUGGCUAUGGCUGGGUCUGCGUGGCAGCUUGUUUCACAAUCAAUGCCUUCACUUGGGGUGUGGUCUCGUCUUAUGGCGUUUAUCUUGCGCACUACCUUUCGAAUGAAACUUUUACUGAGGCAAGGCCAAUCGACUUUGCCUUCAUUGGAGGACUAAACUUUGCUGUCGCUAUGCUUGCAGCACCUGUAGUUACUGCACUGGUUCGUCGUUAUGAGAUUCAUCUGCCAAUGUCUUUGGGAAUUUUGAUGUUUGGCAUUGCUUACGCUUCUGCAUCGUUUUCGUGGCGAAUAUGGCAGCUCUACCUCUCUCAGGGUGUUUUGGUGGGUCUUGGGGUAGGAUUCCUCUACAUCCCAAGUAUCGCAAUCCUAUCCCAAUGGUUUUCUACCAAAAGAAGCCUUGCCAACGGAAUUAGUGCGGCUGGUUCGGGCAUUGGCGGCCUCAUAUUCUCUCUGAGUACUGGUGCAACGAUCGAAAAUUUGGGACUGGCAUGGUCGUUGCGGCUUGUGGGCGUAAUGGCCGUUACUGUCAAUACACUUGCCACCAUCUUCAUCAGGAGCCGAAAUCGCGUUGUACAGCCAGCGUCAAUCCCUUUUGAUGUUGUGCUACUGCGCCGGUAUGAAGUCUUUCUAUUGCUUACUUGGGCAUUCAUCAGUAUGUUUGGCUACAUUGUACUAUUGUUUUCCCUGUCGGAUUAUGCUAUCUCCAUUGGAUUGUCUAGAGAUCAGGCAGUCCAAAUCACUGCAUACUUGAACCUCGGGACUGCCGUGGGGCGGCCAGUCAUUGGAACCAUAAGUGAUCGUUAUGGACGGAUUGAGAUUGCUGGUCUUCUUACCUUGCUUUGUGGAUUGUGCUGUUUUGUCUUGUGGCUACCUUUUCAGUCGUUCGCCGUCACCGUUGUAUUUGCUAUCAUCAGUGGCGCUAUUCUUGGCGUCUUUUGGGUUACCAUCGGACCACUUUGUGUGGAAGUGGCAGGUCUUGAAGAAUUGCCUUCUUUACUCUCCCUGGCCUGGCUCACGACUGUUCUUCCGACCGCUUUCUCGGAAACGAUCGCUCUCCAAUUGCGAAGGCCUGGCAUGAAACGAGAAUAUCUGUACCCUCAAAUCUUUUCCGGCCUGUCAUAUAUUUUAGCAAGUUUCUGUCUCUGGGAACUACGAAGGCAUAGAAAGAGUCUAUCUCGUACGGACGCAGCACGAAAUCAGUCUACCAGAUGA